This is a messenger RNA of Styela clava, 930 nucleotides long. RefSeq lists its product as uncharacterized. The record is from RefSeq and is a predicted model, not a curated record. Lineage: Eukaryota; Metazoa; Chordata; Ascidiacea; Stolidobranchia; Styelidae.
UUCGCUGAAAAAUCUGAAAAUCAGAUUAAAAAUUGAGAUUUUAUUACGUUCAUUGAAAGAGGACCAAUAGCUAAAAAAGAGUUAAACCAAUUAGUACUGAAAUUCAAACAAUGAAUAAAUUAGAAACAGAGAAUGAAAAGGAGAAAGAGAAAAGGACAAAAAAGAAAAAACAAAAAAUGAAAAACGAUGAAAGUCCUAAAAAAGAUGGUCAAAAUAAACAUGGGAAAUCAGAAAAGUACAAAGAAGAUCUGAUAGAUGACAAGGAAAUUGAUAAAAAACAUAGGAAAAAUCGAAAACAUGAAAAGAAUAAAGAAGUAGUCGAAAAACAUGAAAAACACAAAAACAAAGACAAGAAAAAGAGAAAAGACAAGAAAAAUGAGAAUGAUGCAGAUCAAUAUAAGACUGCAGUAGUACAAUCUGAUAGUUCACCUUCCCAGGGAUAUGACAACAAAAAAGACAAAAAAAGAAAAAGCAGUGAAAGCAAGGAUGAAACAACUCCAUACAAUGAAAAAGGAGAUGCUGCAGAGGCAGAAAAGGCACAAUAUAGAAAAAUAGACAGAAAAUCAUUGUAUGAAAUAACAAACGAGGGAUUGGAAAUAUAUGAUGUAAAGAGAAAAAAGGAAAGACUAAAAGAAAUGAAGGAAAUGAAUACUCCCUACAAAGUAGUGCUAAUACCUGGUGAUAACCCUGGUGUGCGAUGGAUUACUACAUUUGGAUUACUUGGAGCAACUCUGAUGUUUUUUGUUGCAUGGGGUUCGGCUAUUUUUUACAUAAUGACACCGGACAUAUUGACAAAUGAAACGAUAACAGAACAAAAUAUUGGUAUUUGAAGAAAUAUAAAAGAAUCUUACGUGUUUUGCGCAUGAUAGUAGUCAAUGAGAUGUUGCAAUAAAUCCACGCCUUUUUUCGUUUUAAUUUCAUUUGCUUUUA